GCAUUUUGUUACAUGGCGCACUGUUCGGGAUAAUGAUGCCCAUUGUACCGGUGCCGGUGCCAGGUCUUGCCAUGUGCAGACCGGGCUCGCGUGUGAUAACUUCGAUGGCAGUCUACCCUGUGGACCAGAUAGAGUCGGAGGGAGAGCCUGCAGGUUCACACUGCAUCGCACGAACUGUGGUGGUAAGUAAAAAAUGACAAGUACUCUCGGUUGCACAGCGUCUUGCGGCUCCUCCGGUAUAUCAGGAUCUCGAAGAGAGACUCGUCUAGACUGGACGCGACAGAAGACUUGGCAGAUAGCAGGCACCCCACCCAGGAUCUACAGUGUUUAUUCCGACUUGGUUGGGUUCAAGGUUAUUCUGGUGUUUUUCAUUCAGGUUCCGAUCGUAUCCGAAAUACACCUAUAUCAUCCGAGGACAAAAGAAGUGCGCCUGGUACCUGUCCCGUCUAUUCGGCCUCCAUAUGGCUGUAGAGGCAUUCGGGGGGACAAAUUCACCCUUAAAUUUGUUCGUUUUCUGGACGAGAGACAGGAGAAAAUUGUGCCAACUUAUUUCGCUAUCAAAUAAUAUUUUGUAUCGUUGUUUUAUAUGUAUGUACGCUCUAGAGGCUCGAUAUACACAGCUUUGACUAUGUUUGUAAUGAAAAUAAUGGAGGCUGCAUAAAUUCUUUAGUUAAUCAGUUUCCU
Molecule: messenger RNA, 684 nt
Organism: Lentinula edodes (shiitake mushroom)
Lineage: Eukaryota; Fungi; Basidiomycota; Agaricomycetes; Agaricales; Omphalotaceae
Exons: 3
Coding region: 194-565 (123 amino acids)
Source: RefSeq, a predicted model, not a curated record